Molecule: messenger RNA, 2708 nt
Organism: Saccoglossus kowalevskii
Lineage: Eukaryota; Metazoa; Hemichordata; Enteropneusta; Harrimaniidae
Product: mannosyl-oligosaccharide glucosidase-like
Biological process (GO): oligosaccharide metabolic process; protein N-linked glycosylation
Cellular component (GO): endoplasmic reticulum membrane
Molecular function (GO): Glc3Man9GlcNAc2 oligosaccharide glucosidase activity
Source: RefSeq, a predicted model, not a curated record
AUGGGGUUAAGUACUGUUGCAAAUAAAACUGUUGUUGCUAUCAUGUUCUACACAGCAACUGAUGGUCAGGGAGUGAUGGAACCAGUUGUCGAAGGCAAUAGAAUGCUCCAAAUUGAGGGCAAAACAGAGGAACUGGGCGAUUUCAGUAUUAAAUUUCCAAGGGCUAAGAACACCAAGAAAUCUAAUUAUCUGAGGACUUACUUGCCUAGUUUGCAUAUUGCUAAAGAAGUGGUGCUACGCAGCAUGAAAUAUUAUCAGUUCGGACAAAAACACAUGUUAGGAUUAGUUGGCGAUAUUCUCUCACAAAGUCAGUUCAGUGACUAUGAACCUAAUCUUCUCGUUCAUCAAGUUACCAUGGCGUUACCUUUUGAAAUUGACAUCGCCUUUGAAUCUGGAAGUUACAAAGAUAGAACAGCGUCACUGCUGGGGAUGGAUUUCACACAAUAUUUAAAUAAUUAUCUGAGUAGUUUUGACAAUCGAUUCGAACACGUCUUUCAACUAAAACAAAAAGGUUUUAAGGAGAAGGAGAUAAAUUUUGCAAAGGCCACACUGAGCAAUCUUAUUGGUGGUAUAGGUUAUUUUCAUGGAAAGUCGAUUGUUAAAUCUAAAUACACAGAUGAACCGGUAGAAUAUUGGGAGGCACCGCUUUACACAGCAGUUCCAUCACGUUCGUUUUUCCCACGUGGUUUCCUAUGGGAUGAAGGAUUUCACAAUCUUCUCAUUAGUAAAUGGGAUCCGACAAUUAGUAAAGAAAUCAUUGGUCAUUGGCUGGAUUUGAUGAAUGUCGAAGGUUGGAUUCCACGUGAACAGAUUUUAGGGACUGAAGCUCGGGCAAAGGUCCCUGCCGAGUUUGUUGUACAAUAUAACGAGAAUGCUAAUCCACCAACUUUAUUUUUGCCAAUUCAAUCACUUAUGACUGGCAUGAUGACAAGCAACACUGCUGAGGACCAGACCUUCUUGAAACUGAUCUUCCCCAGAUUGAAGGUGUGGUUUAAUUGGUUCAACACCACACAGAUAGGAAAUGUACCUACUUCCUACAGAUGGCGAGGUAGAGACACUGAAACUAAUAAAGAGUUGAACCCCAAAACGCUGACAUCUGGUUUAGAUGACUACCCAAGAGCGUCUCACCCGUCUGACGAUGAGCGACACAUUGAUCUUCGUUGCUGGAUGACCCUUGCUUCAGGUGUUAUGAAAGACAUAGCAAAAACAAUCGGAGAGCCGUACAAGGACUAUGAGAAUACACAUUCAAUUUUAUCCGAUAAUAGCCUUCUUGACAAGAUACAUUGGUCAAAUAAGGGCAAACAAUACAGUGACUAUGGAAAUCAUACUGAUCAUGUUAUGCUAGAAAGACCACCCACCCCAAUACCUAAACAGCAAAAGCCUGGCCCCAAAAAACAACCAGUCCCGAAACCAAAUGUGCCAAAGCCUCCAAUGCUAAGGGUGAUCAAAUCUAAGAAUGGACCAAAUUACAAGUUCACAAACGCACUGGGUUAUGUUAGCUUGUUUCCCUUCCUUUUACAAAUAAUAGAGCCAUCAUCUGACAAACUUGGUAAAAUCCUGACUGAUAUUAAGGAUUCUAAAUUACUUUGGACAAAGUAUGGUCUCCGGUCACUAUCCAAGUCAGAUCCUUUGUACAGUAAAUAUAAUACAGAACACGACCCACCAUAUUGGCGUGGACAGAUAUGGAUCAACAUGAAUUACCUGGCUGUGAGGGCGCUGUACCAUUAUGCCAAUGUUGACGGACCCCACCAGCAGCAAGCAGCAACAACGUACAAAGAACUGCGGACUAAUCUUAUCAAUAAUAUUAUUAAAGAAUACGAACGAUCAGGUUAUAUGUGGGAACAGUACAAUGACCUUACUGGGAGGGGUCAAGGGUCACACCCUUUUACAGGAUGGUCCUCUUUGGUCAUUCUUAUGAUGGCAGAGAAUUAUUAAUCAGUGUUUGAAGAAAACAUUUUAACACUAAAAUUUGAACUAUUUUUUUCCCCACUAUGCUCCACUUUUAAAUUAAGUAAAACAACAAAUUCAUGAAAUUCUAAUUCAUGGGAGAAUAUUCAAGCAACUAUUUAAACCUUGAUUUGUUAUUACAGAUUCUGUCAAGUGGAAAAGUGGUAGACAAGACUGGUUUUGCUAUACUCGAAAAUUGAUAACCUGGAAAGCAGACUCUCAUUUCUCUGGUUACCCACUGUACACUAGAAUUUAUAGGUACAUUUUUGUUGCUAUAGUAACUAUCAGUUGAUAUAUCACAUGGGUAAAAUAUACAACAGUCAUCUAUUGUCAUCUAAAUUCAAAUAAGCACCAUGCUAUAAUUAUCAGCCAACCAAUGUCAUGGCCAUCCACUGACAGCACACCAAUGUCAUGGCCAUCCACUGACAGCCAGUCAAUGUCAUAGUCACCCACAGACAGCCAGUCAAUGUCAUGGUCACCCACUGACAGCCAGUCAUAGUCAUCCACUGACAGCCAGUCAAUGUCAUGGCCAUCCACUGACAGCCAGUCAAUGUCAUAGUCAUCCACUGACAGCCAGUCAAUGUCAUAGUCAUCCACUGACAGCCAGCCAGUCAAUGUCAUAGUCAUCCACUGACAGCCAGUCAAUGUCAUGGCCAUCCACUGACAGCCAGUCAAUGUCAUGGUCACUCACUGACAGCCAGUCAAUGUCAUGGCCAUCCACUGACAGCCAGUCAAUGUCAUGGUCACCCACUGACAGCCAG